Messenger RNA from Lagenorhynchus albirostris (white-beaked dolphin), 6692 nucleotides. It is a transcript of the gene PLA2G4D, whose product is annotated as phospholipase A2 group IVD. Gene Ontology annotation, cellular component: cytosol. Lineage: Eukaryota; Metazoa; Chordata; Mammalia; Artiodactyla; Delphinidae. The coding region runs from base 67 to 2520 and encodes 817 amino acids. Gene Ontology annotation, molecular function: calcium-dependent phospholipid binding; calcium ion binding. Gene Ontology annotation, biological process: glycerophospholipid catabolic process. The transcript has 20 exons. The record is from RefSeq and is a predicted model, not a curated record.
UGCCAGCCAGCCAGGGAGCUGUCAUCUUGGAGGGAGCUGGGCCUGGAGUGGAGCCAAAGGUUUGGCAUGGAGAGAAUGACACCUAGGGGACCACCUGGCCAUCCUCACCAGGGGGAGACCUCUGCCUGCUGGCAGCUCACCGUGAGGGUCCUGGAGGCACGGGGCCUGGGCUGGGCUGACCUCUUGAGCGAAGCAGACCCCUAUGUGAUCCUACAGCUGCCAACCUCACCUGGAACAAAGUUUAAGACCAAAACGGUCACCAACUCCAGUCAUCCUGUGUGGAACGAGACCUUCACUUUCCUGAUCCAAAGUCAGGUCAAGAAUGUUCUGGAGCUGAGCAUCUAUGACAAGGAUGACUACAAGACGGAUGACGCCUGCUUCAAGGUUCUCUGUGAUGUCUCUGAAGUCCUCCCUGGCAGGUUGCUCCGGAAGACCUUCUCCCUGCAUCCCCAGGGACCGGAGGAGCUGGACGUGGAGUUCCUGAUGGAGAAAACGUCAGGCUGCCCAGAAAACCUCAUCACCAACAACGUGCUUGUGGCCCGAGAACUGUCUUGCCUGGAUGUUCACCUGGACAGCACGGGGAGCACAGCCGAGGCUGCAGAUCAGGAUGAGCUGGAGCUGGAGCUGGUGCUGAAGGGCUCAUAUGAGGACACACAGACAUCUGCCCUGGGAACAGCCUCUGCCUUCCGCUUCCACUACAUGGCAGCCCAGGAGGCAGAGCUGAGUGGGUGCCUGAGGACCUCUAAAAGCAACGGCUGGAACUCAGGCAACUCAGAUGCGUACCUCACUGUACCCCUAAGGUCCUUGGCCAUGGGGGAGGAGGUGACAGUUGACGUUCCUGCUACAAAUGCCCCAGGAGUGAAGCUGCAGCUCAAGGCUGAGAGCUGCCCGAAGGAGCUGGCUGUACAUCUGGGCUUUGAUUUGUGUGCGGAGGAGAAAGCCUUCCUGAGCAGGAGGAAGCAGGUGGUGGCCAAGGCCCUGAAGCAGGCCCUGCAGCUGGACAGAGACCUACAGGAAGAUGAGGUCCCCGUCGUGGGCAUCAUGGCCACAGGAGGAGGUGCCCGGGCCAUGACCUCUCUCUAUGGCCAUCUGUUGGCCCUGCAGAAGCUGGACCUUCUGGACUGUGUGACCUACUUCAGUGGCAUCUCGGGCUCUACAUGGACGAUGGCCCAUCUGUAUGGGGACCCUGAGUGGUCGCAGAGGGACCUGAAGGGACCCAUCGGACACGCCCGGGAGCACCUGGCCAAGAGCAAGCUGGAGGCCUUCUCUCCUGAGCGCCUGGCGAGCUACUAUCGGGAGCUGGAACAACGGGCUGAGCAGGGCCACCCCACGACCUUUGUGGACCUGUGGGGUCUGGUGCUGGAGUUUGCGCUGCACGGACAGGUGAUGGAUCAGAAGCUGUCAGGACAGAGAGCUGCGCUGGAGCGGGGCCAGAACCCUCUGCCCCUCUACCUGAGCCUCAAUGUCAAAGAGAACAACCUGCAGACCCCGGACUUCAAGGAGUGGGUCGAGUUCUCCCCCUAUGAGGUCGGGUUCCUGAAGUACGGCGCCUUCAUCCCCUCUGAGCUCUUCGGCUCGGACUUCUUCAUGGGGCGGCUGAUGAGGAGGAUCCCUGAGUCCCGCAUCUGCUUCCUGGAAGGUAUCUGGAGCAACAUUUUCUCCCUGAACUUGCUGGAUGCCUGGUAUAACCUCACCAGCUCCAGUGAUGCCUGGAAGCAGCACAUCAAGGACGAGAUCAGGAGCCUGGAGGAAUCUCCUCCCUCCUCGGGGACCUCCUCAGGGCCGGAGGCCUUAUGGCUCCAGCCUGGAACAGCGCUAGCCCAAAUGUUGAAGGGCUUCCUGACGAGCAGACCACUCUACCAGCACAGCUCCAACUUCCUCCAGGGCCUCCAGCUGCACCAGGACUACCGUGCCCAGAAGGACUUCUCCACCUGGGCAGACAGCCAGGUAGACUCCUCCGCCAGCCAGCUGACCCCACAGGAGCCCCAGCUCUGCUUGGUGGAUGCCGGCUACUUCCUCAACACCAGCUGUCCCUCCAUGUUCCGGCCAGGCCGCAGGCUGGACCUCAUACUAUCCUUCGACUACUCUCUAUCCUCGCCCUUUGAGGUGCUGCAGCAGACGGAGCUAGACUGCCGGGCCCGGGGGCUGCCGUUCCCCCGUGUGGAGCCCAGCCCUCAGGACCGACGCCAGCCCUGGGAGUGCCACCUCUUCUCAGACCCCACCUGCCCUGAUGCCCCUGUCGUGCUUCACUUCCCGCUGGUAAACGCCUCCUUCAGGGACCACUCAGCCCCAGGUGUCCAGCGCAGCCCUGCAGAGCUCCCGGCCGGCCAGGUGGAUCUCACGGGGGACAACUCCCCCUAUUCCAUGUUCAACAUGACCUACAAGGAGGAAGACUUUGACCGCCUGCUGCAGCUCAGUGACUACAAUGUACGGAACAGCCAGGGCACCAUCCUGCAGGCUUUGAGGACCUCUCUGAGGCACCGGGCCCCGGGGGCCAUGCCUCCAGGGCCGCAGACUUGAGACUUCUCGGGGUCCCCAAGAUUUGAGGGCCACACUCUGAUCCUGGGGGCUUAACCCACCUGCAGUGGGUACAGCCACGGCCCUCACGGGGCUGGAGUUCCCGGGCUCUCCCAGGCCUGGGCCGCCUCUGCGGCUGGUCUCAUCGCCCAGAGGGGCUGUGUCCCACCCAGAGUUCUCCCUCACCUUCAUAGCUGGUUUGGGAGGAGCUGACAACAAACUCCUUACCAGGCCAGCAUAUAGAACAGCUGGUUCGACCAAACAUUUACACGUAGUUCUUUUCACACCUGAACAGAAUGGAGUUGAGGUGCAAGCUGGAGGUGCCAGGCCAGGAGUGGAGACAGGCAGGGCAGGGGAGGGCCUGGAAGGUGGCUCCAGGUAUCAGGAAUCACAGUACGUCCUGACAGGCUCCCCUUACUGCCUCCGCUUCUCUCCUCUUAUACUAUUUUUACGCAACUGUAGUGAGAUAUAAUCCACAUGCCAUAUAAUUCAUCCAUCUAAAGUAUGCAAUUCAAUGGCUUUUACUAUAUAUUUAGAGUUGUGAAAGCAUCGCCACAAUCAAUUUCAGAACAUUUUCAUUAACCCAAAAAGGAACCCCUCAUCCCUACACUGUCAACCUCAAACCACACCCACUCCAGCUCUAGGCAACCACUAAUCUACUUUCUGUUUCUUUAGAUUUGCUUAUUUGGGACAUUCCAUAUAGAUGGAAUCAUAGAAUAUGUAGCCUUUUGUGUCUGGUUUCUUUCACUUAGCGUAAUAUUUUCAGGAUUCAUCCAUGAUGUAGCAGGUAUCAAUACUUCAUCCCUUUUACGGCUGUGUAAUACUCCACUGUAUAGAUAUACCACACUUUAUUCAUGGGCUGAUGGACAUUUGGAUUGUUUCUGCUAUUUUUGGUUAUUAUGAAUAAUGCUGCUAUGAACAUUCAUGUACAAUUCUUUUGUGUGGACAAUGUUUUUAAUUCUCUUGCAUGUACACCUAGGAGUGAAAUUGCUGGGCCAUAGUCUUUUGAGGAACUGCCAGACUGUUUUCCAAAGUACCUGCAUCAUUUUACAUUCCUGUCAGCAUUGUAUGAGGGUUCCACUUUCUCCACAUCUUUGCCACCUCUUGUUACUGUCUGUCUUUUUUAUUAUAACUAUCCUAGUGUGUGUGAAGUGGUAUCUUGUAUGUGUUUCCAUAAUGUUGAUGUUAAGGAUCUUUUCACAUAUUUAUUGGCCUUUUGUAUAUCUUUUUUUUUUCAUAAAUGUAUGUAUUUAUUUUUGGCUGCGUUGGUUAUUCAUUGCUGUGUGCGGGCUUUUCUCUAGUUGCAGCGAGCGGGGGCUACUCUUCGUUGCAGUGUGCAGGCUUCUCAUUGCAGUGGCUUCUCUUGUUGUGGAGCACAGGCUCUAGGCAUGUGGGCUUCAGUAGUUAUGGCACGUGGGCUCAGUAGUUGUGGCUCAUGGGCUCUAGAGCGCAGGCUCAGUAGUUGUGGCACACAGGCUGAGUUGCUCCACAGCAUGUGAGAUCUUCCUGGACCAGGGCUUGAACCCGUGUCCUUUGCAUUGGCAGGUGGAUUCUUAACCACCGUGCCACCAGGGAAGUCCCUGUAUAUCUUCUUUAGAGAAAUAUCUAUUCAGAUCUUUUGCCCAUUUUAAUUGGAUUAUUUGUCUUUUUGUUGAAUUGAGAAAGCUCUUCAUAUGUUCUCUGAUUUGAUAUAUGAUUUGCAGUGUUUCUCCCAGUCUGUGGGUUGUCUUUUCACUUUCUUGAUGAUAUCCUCUGAAGCACGGAAGUUUCUGAUUUUGAUGGUUCCCAGUUUAUUUAAAUUUUCUUUUGCUGCUUGUGCUUUUGGUGUCGUAUUUAAGAAGCCAUUGCCUAAUCCAAGAUCAUGAAGAUUUACACCUAUGCUUUCUUCUAAUGGUUUUAUCGUUUUAGCCCCUACAUUUAGGUCUUCCAUCAUUUUGAGUUAACAUUUGUAUAUGUGUGAAGUAGGGGUUCAACUUCAUUCUUUUGCAAGUGAAUAUCCAGUUCUUCCAGCCAUUUGCUGGAAAGGCUGUUCUUUUCCCAUUGAAUUGUCUUGACACCUUCAGUUGAAAAUCAUUUAGCUGUAAACGUGAGCGUUUAUUUCUGGACUCUGAUUCUAUUUCAUUGAUCUGUUUGUCUAUCCUUAUGCUCAUAUCACAGUGUCUUCAUUACGGUAGCUUUGUAGUAAGUUUUGAAAUCAGGAAGUAUGAGUCCUCCAACUUUGUUCUUUCUUUUCAAGAUUGUUUCGGCUAUUCAGGGUCCCUUGAAUUUCCAUAUGAAUAUUAGGAUUAGCUUGUCAAUUUGUGCAAAGAAGAUAGCUGGGGAUUUUGAUGGAGAUUGAAUUGAAGCUAUAGAUGAAUUUGGGGGGCACUGCGUCUUAAUUUUAAGUUUUCCAGUUCAUGAAGAUGUGCUGUCUUUACAUUUAUUUAGGUCUUUAAUUUCCUUCUACAAUGUUUUGUAGUUUUCAGUGAGCAAGUCUUACACUUGUUUUGUUAAGUUUAUUCCUAAGUAUUUUGUUCUCUUUAAUGCUAUUAUCAAUUGAGUUCUUUUCUUAAUUUUCUUUUUGAAUUGCUCAUUUCUAUUAUAAAGAGAUAAAAUUGAUGCUUUUGUAUAUUAAUCGUGCAUCCUGUAAUCUUGCUGAACUUGUUUAAUGGCUCUAAUAGUUUUCUCUUUUUCUUUUUUGACUCCUUAAGAUUCUCUACAUAUAAGAUCAUGUCACCUGCAAAUAGAGAUGGUUUUACUUCUUUAUUUCUGCUCCAGAUGCCAUUUAUUUCUUUUUCUUUUCCUGACUAGAACAGUAUAAUGUUGACUAGAAGUGGCAAGAGCAGACAUACUUGUCUUGUACAUAAUAUUGGAAGGAAAGCAUUUUUUCUUAGAUGCCCUUUAGCAGGUUGAGGUAGUUCCCUUCUAUUCCUAGCUCCUUUAGUGUUUUUUAUCAUGCAAGGUGUUGAAUUUUGUCAAAUGCUUUUUCUGUGUCUAUUGAGACAAUCAUAUUUUUUCCCCUUUAUUCUUUAAUGUGCUAUGUGGCAAUAAUGGAUUUUUUGGAUGUUAAACCAACUUGGCACUACUGGGAUAAAUCCCACUUGGUCAUGGUAUAUAAUCCAGUUUAUGUAUUGCUACUAUACUCACUUAUGAUCUCCCACACUCAAAGGGGACACACACACACACACUCACAUACAACUCUGGCUGCCCUGGCAGCAUGUAGGUGUCACAGUGACAGACCGUGGCCCUCAUCGGAUGACCUCUCCUCAGGACAUCCUUCCCUCUGUCUCUCAUGUAUUUGGCUUUAUUUUGAUUCUACAAUUUCUCCAUUUUAUCACAAACUCUUAUUUUUCAGUGAUGUCGAUGAUGGUAUCUACUGGCUUGAGUAGGAAAACACACUCCAGUUUCUCCUUUAUUUCUCAAACAGAACACCUCUGACACUUCUGGUCACCAAAGGAGUGGGGCUUUCUUCCACACCAAGCGAUUCUCUGCAACAUCAGCUGGGUGUCCUACAAUUCACCUCAAUUCUGACACUAUCUACCUGGAGUUAGCGUCAGAUCACAGGUUAAGGGAUCAGCCCCAUGAGACUGCAUCCGCUUCACGUGUCAAUUGCAAGUCCCAGGUUGUUAUCUGUAUUUCUGACUAGCCAGCUAUAAGUUAGGGUUCCCAUGACCCCUUUCUGGGAUUCGAUAAUUAGCUAGAAUGGCUUACAGGAUACAGGGAAACACGUUUACCAGUUUAUUCGAUACAGAUGAACAGCCUGAAGAAGGACAUAGGGUGAGGUUCGGAAGGCUCCCAAGUGCAGGAGCUUCUGUCUCCGUAGGGUUGGGGGUGUGUGUGUGUGCAAAGCCCCUACAUUGCAGUGGAAAGAGAAUGCUUUUACAGAGAGGAAAAGGAAGCUGGGAGGGCUCUAGUAAGCAGAGUCCAUGGCUUUUCAUUGGCUGAGUCCUUGCCAGGAAAGGAGUCUUUCUUCUUCCUGUUGGUCUCUGCUAUUGUUCAUAGUGCAUGAGAACACCCCCUUCUGGCCUCCCGACUCUACCUGAGGUUUCUGUUUAUUAAUUUUUUACACUGUAAAUCACCUCAUACAAGCCCAAAUCCUACAAUAAGCCCCUCCUACCUCCUACUUACUGAGACACUCCAUGGUUCCCCACAGUGUACGUUCUCCUUGGUUGCAACAAGUACCAAUAAACUCAAAU